AAAUCUGGUCUAGUCUAUUUUCUAUUCCCUUUCGGUCUAUGACUCUAGGUAGCUAUCGCCCGCCAUCAGCCCUGUGCAUUGCUCUGCUUUUUGCUCCCCGUUCAGUGAAAUUGCACAUCAAGCAAAAGCAAUCCCAACUUUGUAAUUUGCUUUGCUAGUUUUUGCUUUGAUUGACAUCUGAAAUCACUCGAACCAAAUCUCCUGUUUUCCACCUUUCUGCUCCUUCCUCUUUAUUUGUUUCCCCGUCCUCUGCAUUUUAAGCCUUUUCCUGUUUUGCUACUUUACCCCCUGUUUUUGGGUUGAGAGAGAAGCUAACAAAAAAUUUCUUGUCAUAUUAACAACAGUAAGCCUUGCACAUGCAGUAGAAAUGGCAACUGAGAAAGACCAAGAUUUCUUCUCCCACAAGCACCCUUCUGCUUCUCAGGUCAUGGAAGAAGUUCGAGAGCUCUGGGGCAUGGCCCUUCCCAUAACGGCCAUGAACUGUCUGGUGUUCGUCCGAGCCGCGGUGUCGGUCGUAUUCCUGGGCCGUCUCGGCAGCCUGGAGCUCGCGGGAGGCGCCCUCUCCAUCGGGUUCACCAACAUCACCGGCUACUCUGUCAUGGUCGGCCUCGCCUCGGGCCUCGAACCCGUCUGCAGCCAAGCCUACGGCAACAAGAACUGGGACCUCCUCACUCGCUCCCUGCAGCGCAUGGUCCUCAUCCUCAUCCUCGCAGCGUUACCCAUCUCCAUGUUGUGGCUGAAUCUCGAGAGGAUCAUGGUUUUCGCAGGGCAGGACAAAGCGAUCACAGGCAUGGCGGCCACGUACUGCCUCUACUCUCUGCCGGACCUGUUGACGAACACGUUGCUGCAGCCGCUGCGGGUGUUCCUGAGGUCGCAGAAGGUGACGAAGCCGCAGAUGUACUGCUCUCUGGUGGCAGUGGCGUUCCACGUGCCGCUGAACCUGGUGCUGGUGAGGAUGAUGGGGCUGGGAGUCCCCGGCGUGGCGGUGGCGUCGGUGCUGACGAAUCUCAACAUGGUGGUGCUCAUGGCGGGAUACGUGUGGUGGGGGAAGGGGAUGACGAUGAUGAGAUGGACGGCUGGGAUUGGAGAGGUGUGUGGUGGACUUGGCCCACUGUUGAAGCUGGCAGUGCCGAGCUGCUUGGGAAUAUGUUUGGAGUGGUGGUGGUAUGAGAUUGUGACAAUCAUGGCUGGUUAUUUGCCUAAUCCAACUCUGGCCGUCGCCGCCACCGGGAUUCUUAUUCAGACCACAUCCAUGAUGUACACUGUGCCCAUGGCGCUAGCUGGCUGUGUUUCCGCCAGAGUUGGGAACGAGCUCGGAGCUGGGAAGCCAUAUAAGGCCAAGCUUGCAGCGAUGGUUGCUUUGGGAUGUGCAUUUGUGAUUGGCAUCAUCAAUGUAACAUGGACGGUGAUUCUUAGGCAGAGGUGGGCUGGCCUGUUCACCCAGGACAAGCUUGUCAAACUUUUGGUUGCUUCAGUUAUGCCAAUUAUGGGGCUCUGUGAGUUAGGUAACUGCCCCCAAACAACUGGCUGCGGCAUCUUACGCGGCACCGCACGCCCUGCCGUGGGUGCCCGUAUCAACUUGGGUUCUUUCUACUUUGUGGGCACUCCUGUAGCUGUUGGACUUGCUUUCUGGCUCAAGAUUGGGUUCGCCGGGCUUUGGUUUGGUUUGUUGUCUGCACAGGUAGCUUGUGUUGUGUCUAUUCUCUAUGUGGUGCUGGUGAAGACUGAUUGGGAGGCUGAGGCUUUGAAGGCCAAGAUGCUGACUGGCGUAGAAAUGGUUGAAUGCAAUGAGAAAGAUGAUGAAGAAAACAAAGGCUUAUUGAAGAAUGAAAACUAUGAUGAUCACAGUAACAAAGAUGAAUUCAUUUAGACUUAUGGAUGAGAGGAAGAGAGAGACCUUUGUUGUGUAGUUACGUUGUUCAGGGUCAUGAGCUGCUCGAACCAGUCAUGCUCAGGAUUUUGUGUUUCGGCUUUCUUGUUUCGUUAUUAGUUUUCAUGGGUCUCAUUUUGUCA
Messenger RNA from Rosa chinensis, 2013 nucleotides. RefSeq names its product protein DETOXIFICATION 54. Gene Ontology annotation, biological process: xenobiotic detoxification by transmembrane export across the plasma membrane. The record is from RefSeq and is a predicted model, not a curated record. The transcript is spliced from 4 exons. Bases 368 to 1870 code for a protein of 500 amino acids. Gene Ontology annotation, cellular component: membrane. NCBI's taxonomy places the organism in Eukaryota, Viridiplantae, Streptophyta, Magnoliopsida, Rosales, Rosaceae. Gene Ontology annotation, molecular function: xenobiotic transmembrane transporter activity; antiporter activity.